UGUGCUUCUGAGAUCCACAAGACAUUACAGUCUUUGGCCGGAAGUGCAUCGGAGAGGCCGUGAGGUGACCCCAACCGACAGUGUCACUAGUGAGGCGCCAUUUGAAGCAGAUCACCAGCCAUCAGCCAGAAAGGAAAUGGAAUCCAUUCAGAACUUCAGCCUGACACCAGAAAUACAGCCUCAACAAGAAGCCAGCUCCAUGGGGCAGCAUGACAAGGACCACAGUGUAUCUAUAGGUGACUUACAAGAGAGGUAUGAUACACAGAAGGAAAACCUUGAAAUGCAUCUGCAAAAUGCCAAACUCAGGAUUUCUUCUGAACUCCCCACUGAAGAGAGAGGGAGCAGUGCCUGUCUUCAGAUGAAACUGAGCGAGCUCCAGGUCUUAAAAACCGAAGUGGAUGCUCAGUGGAAAGAGUUUGAAGUUACUUCUCUGAAGUUAGAAAGGGAAGUGAGUGAUGAAGAGAAGGCUGAGAUCAUAAAGGCAAGAGACAGAUUAAAGGAAAAAGAAAAUGAGCUUCAGACACCUCUUCUUACCAGAAUUGAGUCUUUAGAGACUGCACUACAGUUUGUGCUCCCAUUGGAGGAGACAUUCCGGCUGUGCAACUUGGAGCUGGCCGGGUUUGCAGUGACUGCAAAGGGGUUUCUUCUCACUGAUGCUGACGGCCACUAUCAAGCCAUGAAGGGUAUCCAAGAUUCUAUUACUUCACAAAUCAAGAUGUUUACCAAAUUAGAAGAGCCAGACAACUUAUUCUUGAAGCCGUUACAUGCACUGGAUCUGCAUGAAACACAGGAUAUUAUUCUGAAAUGUAAAACACAACUAGAGACAAUGAACCACAAAGUCCAGCUGCGACAAGAUGCCCUGAAGGCUCUGGAAGAUUUUUUAUCUUCUUUAAGAACACUUGAGCUCUCUGUUGAAACUGAUACGGAUCUUUCUGCCUCAGAGAUAGAAGUGGUGCCCCCAAAGAUUUGGACAGUACAAAAUAUUCAGAGUAAAAUUCAUCCCAUGAAAGAGGAGGCCAGGCUCUUAGAUGAUCGCUUGAAGAUGCACCUUAUAAAUGUGACAGAGGCCGACCGAGGUGAACAUACCUCGUGUGAGAAACUUCUUGAUGUCUUAUCAGUAAAGUUAUUAGAGGCCCAUGGUCACAGUAGACAGGAGGAACUUCCUGAGGAGAACAAAUUGUUAGCAGCUUGUGCUUCUAAAAAUAAUGAGCUCUUUAAGAGUAUUCAAGAUGUACAGAGUCAGAUCAGUAAAAUUGGCCUGAAGGAUGCUACUGUUCCUGCUGUGAAGCUUCGGAAAAAAUCAUUACUCAGGCUGGAUGAGGAGCUAAAUAGAUAUGAAAAAGAGAAGAAACUCUUACAAGAAAUGGCUAAGUGUCUCCCACAAUUCCAAGAUGGACGUGAGAAAACUCUGAGUCAGCAGUGCCACUGUACGGUGCUGCUGUGGGAGAGCACCAAAGCUUCUGUCACUGAAUGUCUUGAACAAUGUUGGAGAGUAUUGGAGCUCCUAAGACAGUAUCAGAACUCUAAGAGUGUCUUGACAACUUUGAUUCAGAAAGAAGAGAAUGUCUUCUCCCUGCAGCCUUCAUACAUGGGAAAGGACAACCUGAAGAAAAGGAUGGCAGAGAUUGAAACUGUCAAACAAGAAUUUAAUGAACAUUUAGAAGUGAUAGACAAGAUAAACCAGAUCUGCAAAAACCUUCAAUUUCAUCUAAACAAAAUGAAAGUCUUUGAAGAGCCCCCUUUUGAAAAAGAAGCUAAUGUCAUUGUGGAUAGAUGGCUUGAUAUGAAUGAGAAGACAGAAGAGCAUUAUGAGAAGCUUGGUCGAGCUCUGGCUUUGUGGGACAAACUUUUUAACUUAAAAAAUAUCAUCGACAAGUGGACUGAAAAAGCUUGUCAGCCAGUGGACUUGGGUCAGCUGACUGAAGAGGAUGGAGGCAGACUGAAGGAAGAAUUACAAGCCCAUGAAGAAAAAACUUUGGAAUUUUCUAGAAGAGUGACUGAAAUACAGUUCCUGCUUCAGAGUAGUGAAAAACCACUGGAAUUGCAGGUCAUGGAGUCUUCUGUUUUGAGCAAGAUGGGCCGUGCAAGAAAGUAUCUCACAGGGGAAUACAAUGGCUCCGAGCUCAGUGGCAGCCCAGCGGAGCUCAGGGAGGAUCUGGACCAAGCCAAGACCCAGAUUGGGAUGACCGAGUCCCUCCUGAAAGCACUGUCCCCCUCCGACAGCUUGGAGAUCUUCACGAAACUUGAGGAGAUACAGCAGCAGAUUCUCCAGCAGAAACACAGCAUGACCGUCCUGGAGAAUCACAUAGGUUGUCACACUCCUGAGCUCUAUGACUUGAAAAAGCAGUAUGAAAGUGUCAGUGAUUUAUUCAGUGCCAAGAAACGUGUUUUGCAAGAUCACUUCUGUGCAUUGUUGAAUGAUCAGUGCAAGAACUUUAAUGACUGGUUCAGCAGCGUUAAAAUGAGCCUUAAGGACUGUUUUGAAUCCUCAGAAACCAAGAUGAGUGUGGAACAAAAGCUACAAAAACUUUCUGAUUUCUUGACUCUUGAAGGGCGAAGUGAUAAAAUGCAGCAGGUGGACACUGUCCUGGAGCGUGUGCAAAAGCAUCUUCCCAAAGCACAUGUUAAGGAGCUCCACAGCUGGCUCCUGAGUCAGGAAUUGGAAUUAGAGAAGAUGGAGUCCAUCUGCCAGGCCCGCGCAAAGGAACUUGGUCACCACCAGCAGCAGCUGCUGAGGUUGCAGGAUGAUUAUAGAAACCUGAGUAAGUGGUUGACUAAUCAAGAAGAGAAAUGGAAAGAAAUGGGAAAAUCAGGAGAAAAAGCUGAGCUAUUUUGGGAAACAUUAGCUCGAAAGAGAGAACACUUUGAAUCUGUGGUCCAGCUGAACAACUCUUUGAAGGAACACGGGUUUACGGAGGAAGAAGAAAUAAUAGCAGAAUCAACACGUUUGAUUGAUAGAUACCAGACAUUAUUGAGACAAUUACCUGAAAAUGAAGAAGAGGCUAAGCUACCACCUGCUGAGGACCAGAGCCUUCCUGAUCUUGCACAUGAUGUGAUUCUGUGGAUAAAAGAGAUUAAAGAGUCCCUUAUGGCUUUGAAUUCAUCUGAAGGCAAAAUGCCACUUGAAGAAAGAAUCCAAAAAAUAAAGGAAAUCAUUUUACUAAAGCCUGAAGGGGACGCCAAAAUCCAGGCUAUUAUGAGACAAGCUGAAGGUAGCGAGGCCCCCAUGGUUCAGGAGACCCUGACUGAUAUCAACAGCCAAUGGGACAGCACGCUCCACUUAGCCAACACGUACCUAAGCCACCAAGAAAAGCUUCUGCUGGAAGGAGAGAAAUACCUGCAAAGUAAGGAAGACUUGAGACUGAUGCUCACAGAACUAAAGAAGAAACAAGAAGCAGGCUUUGCUCUACAACCUGGCCUGCAGGAGAAGCAAGCCCAACUAAAAAUCUACAAGAAAUUCCUCCAGAAGGCACAAGAUUUGACAUCCUUGCUAAAGGAGUUAAAAUCUCAAGGAAAUUACCUCUUGGAGUGUACCAAAAACCCCAGCUUCAGUGAAGAGCCCUGGCUGGAAAUAAAACAUCUACAUGAAAGUCUCCUUCAGCAACUGCAGGAUUCUGUGCAAAAACUGGAGAGUCAUGUUGAAGAACACUGCUCAUACCAGCUUGCAGUCUCAGAGCUGAACACCACCUUGGGCCAUUUCUCUGAGGAACUUGACCAUCUCUCCCAUGUGCCGGCAGACCAAACAGCAGUGAAGGACCACCUGCAGAGGCUGCAGGAACUAGAGAAUAGAUUCAGUUUCCAAGAUGAGCGACUAAAGAAGAUUCUAACCUUGGCAAAAUCCAUCAAGCAGAAUACAUCUUCGGUGGGACAGAAAAUAAUUAACGAUGAUCUACAAUUACUAGAACAUAAACAAAAGGGUUUAGAAAACAGAAUUGAAUCUGCUAAGCAGGAGACUGAAGAUUGUCUCAGCAGACUUCUCAGGUCAGAAUGUUUACCAGAAAAGCCUGAAAAGUUUUCUCCAUCAAGUGGAGAGGGGCAGGGCACUUCUGAAGAGCCAGCGACCACCAAUGGCUCAGUGGCAGUGGAGAAGUUGGAGGAAGAUUGGGAUGGAAACGAGAAUUCAGCAGUGGAAAUGGUUUUAUCAAAACUUUCCCUGGAUGCUCAAGAAAGCAUGAAAAACACUGGAGACGAGCAGAAAGUCAACGAGCUGCAAAAUCAGCCUUUAGAAUUAGAUGUUAUGUUAAGAAGUGAGCAAUUAAGAGAAAUACAGGAACUGUAUAUCCAGUUGGAAGCAAAAAAAGCAGCUAUUGAAUCCCCAGAGCAAUCGGAACAUCUCCACACAGCUGAAACAAGUGCUGUGCAUCUCCACGAUUCAAGUCCUUCGGCACAUGGCUUAGACAACCUGCUCCAGGCACUUACCACUCUGAAGAAAAACAAAGAAAGCCAGUAUGGUCUCCUUCAUGACUUUCAGGAACACCUUUCAACAGCUGAGUCCUCACUGAAAGCCUUGUUGGCAGAAAAGGAAAGUCUGAAAGUGGGACCACUGGACAAUGCAACCUAUGUGGACAAACUGCAGAAAUUUCUUGGAUCCGUAGAAAAAGAGAAAGGAUGUGUAAGCGAGCUUCAACGCAGAUGGGAGAGUUUAGCAAAGCAUCUGUGCAACAUGGACAAGAAGUUGUUGGAGAGCCAGAUGAUACAACUUGAACAUGGGUGGCAGCAAGUGGAAGAACAGGUUGGAAGUAAACACUCCCGGCAAAUCCUGGAACACGAUUCAUUUUCCUCCCUCAUAAACAAGGUCCACCACCUUGGCAUUUCUCUAGAGCAACAGCAUCAGAGUUUGCUGUUAAAACUAAAGGCCCCAAAUGAACAAGAAGGGAGCCCAAGCAUCGUGGCCUUGGCUGCUGACCUCCAGGCACACAAACAAGAAUUUUCUGUGUUAAAAGGGCAAGCUGAGCUUCAGAUGAGAAGAAUCUGGGGAGAAAAAGAAAAGAAGAUUUUGGAAGAUGCAGUCAAUAAUUUGAAGAAGCAACUGGAAGUCGUGGAGCCAUUAUACCUCAAGGUGGAAGAGCAGAUUAAGAAGUGUAACCUCAGGAGCAAGAUGAAGGAAAUCCUCUUGUGGGUGAAGACUCUGUUGGGUGAACUCGCCUCCCCCAUUUCCCUACUCCCAGAUGACAUCCUCUCACAGAUCCGAAAAUGCAAGGUGACGCACGACAGCAUUCUGGAUAAGCAGCGGGCCGUGGACUCAUUGGUAGAAGAGGUGAAGGAGACCAUCUCUAGCUUGCCAGCCACUGAGAGUGAUCACUUCAGUAAUCUCCUGGAGGAUUUACAGAAUCAGUACCAGGUGCUGAUUUUCAAAUCGACUCAGAGGUCACAGCAACUGGAAUUUGAGUUGGAAGAAAGAAGCAAAUUGUUUGAAGUUCUAGGGCAGGCUCAACGUAGCCUUCAAGAAAAUGAAGCACUGAUAAUUUCCAGGAUGGGAGCCAUCUCCUCAGAGGGUGAACUGGACAAUCAGCUGGCCACACUGAAGGCAUCUCAGAAGGAAUUGCAAGAGAUCGAAAACGUGAGCUCCACCCAUCUUCAUGAGCUCACAGACACUGCCUAUAAGGAUCUGAACGUGUUUGAGAGAUUAUUUCUGGAUGAUCAGUUGAAAAGUCUUAAGACUAGAGCCAACAGGGCACAAAGAUUCAUUCAGAAUAAGUGUAAUGAAGUAGAACACAAGAUGGAUGCUUACCGAGAAUUCCAUGCAGAAAUCUGUGCACUCCAGGAAGCCCUUGACAGUGUGCAAGUCAGUGAGCUGACGCUUAGCCAAGAAACAAAGGAAGAUGUUAAAGGGGAGUUCAUGAGACUAAAGCACAAACUUGCUAGUAUUCACUGCAGCAUCUCACAAGUGUGGGCACUUCAGGAAGCAUUUGACUACCUAGGGCUAGAUGGGGAGGGUUUGCAUGUUAGACAGUUACAAACCCAAGCGUCAGAAAAAGAAAAGGAACUUGAAGAAAAAAUGAAGCAGUUGAACACAUUUGUGACAGAGCAUGGCAAAUAUCAGGCAUUGCUCAGUAACAUAAGGGCUGUGGAUUUGCAAAUCGAGGAAAAGGCUGAAUUUAUCUUUAAACCUAGUACUUCAUCAGAAAGCAAUCUGCUUGAUGCACAAGUACUGAAUCAGAGAAUUCAGAAAGCUAAGGAGCUUUAUGAUGACAUAAUAAAGAAAUUAAGUGAAAAUGAGGUCUUUGAUGACUCCUUCAAAGAGAAAGAAAUACUACACCUAAAGCUGAAGGCUAAAGAAAAUGAUAAGUUACACGAGGAUCUCCAAAACACACUACGAGAAUUCCAGCCCAAAGAAAUGGAUAGAAAGAAUGUUCAAGAUAACCUCGAACAUUCCUUACAUGUUUUAAGUCAGAUACAAUCUCAGUUACAGCAGCCUUUACUUCUGCCUUUGGGAAUUAAGCAUAUUCAAAAUGAGAAGGAGCAUUGUGAAGCAUUUCAAGCUCAAGUUCAGGCGGAAAUGUUUCAUAUUAAACCUGUGACUAUUACUGGGAAUGGAGGAGUAGAAGAAAACGCUUGUGAAAUUGAGGAUGUGGAGACAAAAUUGCAUGCCAUCCAAGAUCUUCAAAUGCAGCUUUGCAAGAGCAUUGACUUGCGCACACAUGCCUUGGAUGAAGCACACAAGAACACAGUGUGCUACAGUGAAGCAGUCACUCGUGCACUAGGGACCAUCGCCUCCCUUCACGCCAUCAUCACAGCCCUGAGAGUAGACUUUUGUAACCCAGGGGCCUCGCUAGAGCUGCUUCACACGAAACAAGAGGAACUGGAAUCCAUGAUCGCACACAUUCAAGACCUCGCUGAGAAACUCCAGGUCAUAUCCCUCCCAGAGGCCAAACUGCAGCUCCAGGAAACUGUCCAAGAACUAGUUUCAAAGAGCUCAGCCUUGAAGGUGGCAGGGAAAGUGCAGGAAGCUGAAGUGGAAAGGUGUCUGGAGAAUUACAGAUGCUACCAAAAACUGAAAGAGGAGCUUCGCACUAACCUCAGGAAGGCAGAGACCAUUCUGGGGCAGCCCACGGCCCUGCUGCCCCGCUCUUACAAAGAAGCCUUAGCUCGCUUGGAACAGAGCAAGGCCUUGGUGUCAAAUCUCAUCGGAACCAAAGAAGAGCUGGUGAAGCUACAGCAGGUGGUCAGACAUUUGAGGCGCAGGUGCUCGGAAAGCAGUGCUGUGGGUGUGCUCAGAGGCGCAGCGGCACUGUGGGAUGAAUGGCUGAGUUUGCUAGAAGCUGCCAGGGCGUGGGACAGGUGGAGUGAAGAACUGAAGCAGGAAUGGAAAUUCAUCAGUGAGGAAAUUGAACGAGAAGCAAUUAUUUUAGACAACCUUUCAGAAGAACUCCCAGAAAUUUCCAGAAUAAAAGAGGCUGCCACCACUGAGGAGCUCUCGGAGCUGUUGCAUUCUCUAAGUCAAUAUGAAGAGAGCAUAGAGAAGCAGCAGCUAUUAUUGAGCCUACUUCUGCGGCGCAUAAAGAAUAUCCAGAAUGUUCCUGAAGGCUCAGAGGCUGUGGAAACAACCCCAGCCCUUCAAGAGAUUUUGUCUAUGCAAGAACGGUGUGACAGACUUUUACAGAAAGUUCCACAAAACAAGGAAUUGGUACAGACUGAAAUCCAAGAAAGACAGUCCUUCGUAAAGGAAAUGGUUGCUUUGAAGAGCUUAUUACAAAAGACUAUAGCUUCUUUCCAAAAUAUGGCACCUGUAGACCAUCCAGAAAGGCCAGAACAGUUACAGGAGUUUCAGAGCAUUCUUAAGAGAGGGAAGCUGUCUUUCAAGAACAUUAUGGAAAAGCUGCGAAUCAAGUAUUCUGAGAUGUACACCAUAGUCCCUGCAGAGAUGGAUUCCCAAGUGGAGGAAUGCAGAAAAGCACUCGAAGACCUAGAUGAGAAGAUUAGCAGUGAAGUAUUGAAGAGCUCACCAUCCUAUGUAAUGAGCAGGAAAAUAGAGGACAUUAACCAUGGGCUCCAGCGUGUUGAAAAGAUCCUGCAGCAGAAAAGCAAAAACAUGGAGAUGGCUCAAGAAAUCCAAAAGAAACUGUGGGAUGAGCUGGAUCUCUGGCAUGCCAAGCUAAAUGAGCUGGAUUCUGAAGUUCAGGACAUUGUUGAACAGGACCCAGGUCAAGCUCAAGAGUGGAUGGAUAACUUAAUGAUUCCUUUCCAGCAGUAUCAGCAAGUAUCACAGAGAGCAGAAACCAGAACCUCUCAGUUAAAUAAGGCUACAAUGAAGAUGGAGGAGUAUAGUGAUCUUUUGAAGAGCACAGAGACUUGGAUAGACAAUACCAGUCAUUUGUUGGACAAUCCUGCCCCCUGCGAUUCUUCAAAGACCCUGAGUCACCAUGCUAGUACCCUCCAGAUGGCACUGGAAGAUUCGGAACAGAAGCACAAUCUCUUACAUUCAGUUCUCACGGAUCUAGAAGACUUGUCAGUCAUUUUUGAAACAGAUGACUUAAUACAGUCCAUACAAGAAUUAAGCUCUCAGAUAGCAGCUUUACAACAACAGAUCAUAGAAAACCUUCCACAUGUUCAGCGAAUGGCAGAUGAUGUGGUUGCAAUUGAAUCUGAAGUAAAAUCAAUGGAGAAGAAAGUUUCCAAGAUCAAAGCUAUCCUGUUAUCAAAAGAAAUAUUUGACUUUCCACCUGAAGAACAUCUUAAACAUGGAGAGGUCAUUCUGGAAAACAUCUGUCCCAUGAAGAAAACCAUUGAUGAGAUAGUGUCUUACCGCCUGGAACUCACACUACUGCAUUCCGGAACAAAGCCUCUGCCCGUGUUUCAGAGGACAGAUCAGCUGCUACAGGAUGUGAAGCUGUUAGAAAAUGUCACUCAGGAGCAAAAUGAGUUACUGAAGGUGGUCAUAAGACAGACUAAUGAAUGUGAUGAGGAAAUAGAGAAUUUGAGAAAAAUCAUAAAUAAUUAUUCAGCUGAAUUCUCCCCUGAAUAUAUGUCACCAGACCAAGCCACCGACCUGCCAGCAGUGCAGGGAGAAAUCGGAGGUAUAGAGAAACAGAUUCAGAGCUUAAACCGGAAAAAAGAGGAGCUUCUGGAAGACCUAAAGAUUGCGGUACUCAACCUUCAUCAGCAUUUGAAGCAAGAAGAGCCAGAAGCAGAAGAAGAGAUGCUGUCACCCCGCAGCCCUGAGGAGGGCGGAGUGGCUGAAAGGGAUGCUUGUGAGUGGAAGGUGGAAAGGAGAGGCUCCAUGUCUGUCUUGCCAGCCGUCCAGGAGGAGGUGGAAGAAAGCUCUGUGAAGAGUGAAAAUGGACAUAAAAAUGCAGAGCCGUCUUCUGCCUCUCUGUCUCUGCUCUGGAUGCAAGACAAGGAUCCGGAGGAAGACGGAGCAUCCUCAUCCUCUGCCACCGUCAUCCAGGAGGCAGGUGGGAGGAUAAGUACGUGUGACCGCUCCAUGGCCCAGAUUACCGCACCCAAUUCACCAAGCCCUGAGCAAAGCCCAGAAGCUUCCCUGAUGGCCCGCCAAACAGAAGAGGGUAUUGCACCUCCUAUCAAGGCUGCAGGUCUGGACUUCUCUGACGAACCAGGAACUAUUGAGGCCACGGUGGAGACAAGUAGGCCUCAGCCUGCAGAAGUCCUCCAUGUGUGCAAGACUCAGGUGGCUGAGCUGGAGCUGUGGCUGCAACAAGCUAACGUGGCAUUUGAGCCGGAAACAUUAAACGCAGACAUGCAGCAGGUGGUGGAGCAGGAGCUGGUCGGCUGCCAGGCGAUGCUGACUGAGAUUGAGCACAAGGUGGCAUCUCUGCUGGACACUUGCAAGGACCAGGGCCUGGGAGACAGUGGAGCCACUCAACAUGAGGCCGAAGCACUGUCCCUGAAACUCAAAAGGGUGAAGUGCAAUUUGGAAAAGGUGCAGUUGAUGCUGCAGGAGAAGCACAGUGAGGAGCAGCAUCCCGGCAUGCUGAAGAAACCUCCAGACCAUCAUGAAGUCCUCCAGCCCAUUACCUUUUCUGACCCGGCGUCUUCUGGAACUGAAAGGCCACAGUUCAGCAGACAAAAAGAUGUCCCACUGCAGCAGGUUCUGGAGCUCAAACCGAUGGAACAGAAAGAUUUAAUCAAAUUUAUAGAAUUUAAUGCUAAGAAAAUGUGGCUCCAGGAUUGCCAACAGGAUGACCACACAGCUCAGGAAUCUCCUGGGAGCCACAAGGUAUCUAACCCUGGAAAUGAACCUGCAGACUCAGCCUCAGCACCCGAGAGCCAAAGUGGGGAUAAAUGGCAGUAUCUUCAUCACGAACUGUCCUCAAACAUGCAGCUACUUGUGCCUCAGCUCCUGGAGCCGCAGGUUUCUACCCCGAUGAGUAUUCUACCCAGUGUGAGUGUGUAUAACUUUAGAUACCCAACAACCGAAGAACUGAAAUCCUACACUUCCCAGCUGGAAGACCUACGCCAAGAAGCAAGCAGUCUGCAGACCCUGGAAAAUGUGUCAGAAGAUAUAUCCAUCAACUUGGAUAAAAAGUUAUUUGAAUUCUUUCUGGCCCUCCGCCGGUGCCUGGGCAGCGUGGAGGAGCUGCUGCUGACCCCCGGGCUCUUCCGGGAGGAUGCUUGUGGCCAGCAGGUGCACUGCGAGGAGCUGGCUCUUGAGCUGAAGAAACUUUAUUUUGCCCUGGGAGACAAGAAGGAUGAUCUUUUGAAAGCUCUGGCUUGGCACAGCCAGAAGCCCAAGCUGCUCUCUGACUGUUUUGACGACCUCCACACUUACCUGGAGCACACCCGGGCCAUGGCGGCCUCUCAAAGCAAGGCUCUGAAAGCCGGCCUGGACUACACCCGCAGCUAUCAGAAUGAAAUAAAGCGAUUAUAUGAUCAACUUGUUAAGAACAAGACAGCUUUACAACAGUCUUUGAAUGAAAUGAGUGGCCAGAGCGCUGAUGAACAGCUCCAGAAAGCAGAUGUGCAUACAGCAGAGCUGCAGAACUAUGAAAGCCAAGUGGCCAAGCUCAGGGAGGAAGGAGAGAGGCUUCACCUGCCUCCCGCUUUACUCCAGGACGUGUACAAAUUAGAGGAUGUAUUGGACAGUAUGUGGGGAAGCCUGAGAGCCAGGUACUCAGAACUCAAUAGCCCAUUCAUCACCGAGAGCCAGCGAGAGGCCUUAUUGCAAGGCAUGAUGGAACUAAUAAACAUUGGAAAAGAAAGGCUUGCUCAUGGCUACUUACCACAAGCCAAAAGUAAAGUCACUUUACAGGCUCAAAUAAAAAAUCACAAGGAAUUUUUCCAGAAGCUUGUUGCUGACAUGUUGUUGAUCCAAACAUACUCCACCAGAAUGUUUCCUUCAUCAUUACAAAAGAGAGAGGCCUUUGAGGCGGCACAGGUCGAGGAAGUGAAGACCCUGGAAGCCGAGGCCCGCCAGCGUGGCGCAAAGCUGCAGAGUCUGUUACAGAAAUGGGAAGAAUUUGAUGAAAACUAUGCUGCUCUUGAGAAAGACCUGGAAAUUCUUUUGUCCACGUUGCCCUCUGUGAGUUUGGUGGAAGAGACGGAGGAAAGACUAGUGGAAAGGAUUUCAUUUUACCAGCAAAUAAAGAGAAACAUUGAUGGGAAGCAUGCCCGGCUUUCCCAAACUCUGAAUGAAGGCAAACAGCUAGUAGCCUCGGUGAACUGCCCGGAGCUGGAGAGCCACAUUGGGAAGCUGGAAGAGCAGUGGUUGGGGCUGAAUAGGAAAAGUGACCACGAGCUCCACAGGCUGCAGACCCUUCUCAAGCAUCUGCGCAGUUAUAACAGAGACUCAGACGAGUUAAUCAGGUGGUUGGAAUCUUCUCAGCAGACUUUGAAUUACUGGAAAGAACAGUCUCUCAGUGCCUCUCAGGACCUGGAUACAAUCAGAAGCAACAUAGACAAGUUUUUUGAAUUCUCCAAGGAAGUAGAUGAGAAAUCCUCCCUGAAGUCAGCCGUGCUGAGCACCGGGAACCAGCUUCUUCACCUGAAGUCUGCAGACACGGCCACACUGCGAGCUUCCUUAGCACAGUUUGAACAGAAGUGGACAAUGCUGAUAACUCAGCUUCCGGACAUUCAAGAAAAACUUCACCAGCUUCAGAUGGAGAAAUUGCCAUCUCGUAAAGCAAUCACCGAAAUGAUGAGCUGGAUGAAUAACGUGGAAGGCGAAAUCGCAGGGGUGGCGUCAGGGCCCUCCCUGAGUUCUGCAGCACAGGUGAAAACUCUCCUGCAGAAACUCAAGGAGUUUAGGAUGGAGAUGGACUACAAACAGUGGAUAGUGGACUUCGUUAACCAGUCAUUACUUCAGCUGAGCACCUGUGAUGUGGAAAGCAAACGCUAUGAGAGGACAGAGUUUGCAGAGCACCUGGGGGAGAUGAACCGCCAAUGGCAACAAGUACAUGGAACCCUAAACAGAAAGAUACAGCAUUUGGAACAACUUUUGGAAAGUAUCACUGAGAAUGAAAACAAAAUACAGAUUUUGAACAAUUGGUUUGAGGUGCAAGAAGAGAAGCUGAAGACUUUACAGAAACCUGAAAGUAUGAUCUCCAUCGAGAAACUGCUCCUGGACUGUCAGGAUAUGGAAAACCAGCUUGCAGUGAAAUCCAAAGCAUUGGCCGAGUUGAGACAAAGCCACCUGGCUCUGGGGAGUGAGGACACACCACUGUUAGAUGACAUCGCAUCUGGCAUUGAUGAGCUGUUUCUCAAGAAGAGCAGUGUAGGCAAUCAGGUCACGCAGCUGGUCGCCUGCAUGCAGGCGGUGCUGCAGGAGUGGAGCACGUAUGACCGGCUGUACGAGGAGGUGAACACCAUGGCGAUCCGCUUCGAGUACUGCCUGGAACACUGCAAGCCCACCACUGUGUCACUGGAGGCCUUGAGCUGCCAAGUGGAGAACCUUCAGUCCCUCCAAGAUGAAGCCGAGAGCAGUGAAGGCAAUUGGGAGAAGCUUGAGGAGGUCGUGGUCAAACUCAAAGAUUCCUGCCCCUCCAUUGCUGAAAUAAUGGAAGAGAAGUGCCAGGAUGCACGUGCGAGGUGGACCCAGGCCAACAGUGGCCUUGCCGACCAGCUGCAGAAGGCUGAGAGUCAGCUACAGCUCUGGAAGGCUUACCACAGUGCUCACACUGAAGCCACUGCCUGGCUGGCACAGCAGGAAGGGAAGUUUGAGCAGCUUGCAGACAUCAACACAUCUGGAAACAAUGUGGCUGAGGUCCUCCCGCUGGCCCUGCAGGAUGUAAAGGAGCUGCAGGAUGGUGUGCAGAAGACAAAAGAAGCCUUUCUUCAAAAUAUCACGGUCCUGGAUGGACCCCCACAGCCCGCAGCAUUGGGCAGCUCCCAGCUCCUCACAGGACAACGGCACUCCCUGCAGAGAGCUGACUACUUGGAAAAGAUGCUGCUGCUGAAAGCAAAUGAAUUCGAGAUGAUUCUCUCACAGCUUACGGAUUUUGGGGACCAGCUGGAAUCUUUAAAAGCUCUUAUUACACAUGAGGAAGAGAAUUUGGAUAAACUUUACCAUCAAGAAAAAGAAGAAAAUCUUGACUCAUUUCUGAAUCCUGUGUUGGCCCUGACAGCCAAGUCACCAGACAUUGAACGUUUGAACGAAGAGAGCCUCAAGCUCCCACUCAGUGACAUUGCCAUAAAAACACUACAGACCGUGAACCGCCAGUGGACCCGGGCCACAGCCACGGCACUGGACCGCUGCAGUGAACUUCAGGAAAGUGCACUGAAUGAGAGGUUUCUUCAUUGCUGUGAGAAGUGGGUCGAGCUGUUGGAGAAGACAGAAGAGAUGCUCAAGGUGGAUACUGCCCGUAGCCUCCCGGCUCUCCUGGACCAGCAGAAGGCAUUUGCAAUGUUAGAAGCUGAGAUGUGUAUAAACCAGUCAAUUUCUGAUUCUUACAUCACUCAAUCCUUACAACUCCUGGACACAAGAGAACUAGAGAAGAGACCAGAUUUUGUUUCUGAAUUCUCUAAGUUGACAGACCAGUGGCAGAGUGCUACACAGGGCUUUCGGCAGAAGAAGCGGGACAUCGACGGGCUGGUGAGGCAGUGGCAGUAUUUCAGCAGCUCCGCGGAGGACUUGCUGCGCUUCCUCUCCAGUACCUGCCACCUGCUGUCUGCCGUGAAGAGCCAGGGUGACUACAGCCUCUACCAGAGCAGACGUAUGAUCCUCGAGCUGAAGAAUAAAGAGAUCCAUUUGCAGCGCUGGAGAACAACCUAUGUGCUAACCUUGGAGGCUGGGGAGAAGUUACGGGCCAUGCCUAACCUGGGUGCUAAGGAUUCAAUUGAUCAGAUGAUCAGUCAGCUCCAAGACACCUGGCAGGACACAGAGCUGCAGCUAGGCGAGAUGAUCAAACGGUUCCAGAGCAUUGUGGAGACCUGGGACCAGUGUGAAAAGAAAAUCAAGGAGCUGAAAAGCAGGCUGCAGGUUUUAAAAGCACAAAGCCAAGAUCCUCUCCCUGAACUGCAUGAGGACCUCCACAAAGAAAAGGAGCUGAUGAAGGAACUAGAGAAUCCGUUGACCAACUGGAUUCAGAACUUGAAAGAACUUCAAACUAUGAAGGCUGACCUGAGCCAGCACAUUCUGGAGGAGGACGUGAUGGUGCUGAAGGAGCAGAUAGAGCAUUUGCACAGACAAUGGGAGGACCUCUGCCUUCGAGUGGCUAUCCGCAAACAGGAGAUUGAAGACAGACUCAAUUCAUGGAUCCUGUUCAAUGAAAAAAAUAAGGAGCUGUGUGCGUGGCUGGUGCAAAUGGAAAACAAAGUUCUCCAGACGGCAGACAUUAGCAUUGAAGAAAUGAUUGAGAAGUUGCAGAAGGACUGCAUGGAGGAGAUAAACUUGUUCAGUGAAAACAAGUCCCAGCUGAAGCAAAUGGGGGAGCAGUUGAUCCAGGCCAGCAGCAAGACGAGAGCUGCCGAGAUCAAAGACAAGCUCAGCAAAAUCAAUGACCGCUGGCAGCAUCUUUUUGAUGUCAUUGGAUCAAGGGUGAAGAAGCUGAAGGAGACAUUCGCUUUUAUUCAGCAGUUAGACAAAAACAUGAGCAACCUUCGCACGUGGUUGGCUCGAAUUGAAUCUGAGCUUUCCAAGCCGGUGGUUUACGACGUCUGCAAUGAUCAGGAGAUCCAGAAGAGGCUGGCCGAGCAGCAGGAUCUGCAGCGAGACAUAGAGCAGCACAGUGCAGGGGUGGAGUCCGUGUUCAGCAUCUGUGAUGUUCUUCUGCAUGACUCGGAUGCCUGUGCCAAUGAGACCGAGUGCGACUCCAUCCAGCAGACCACCAGGAGCCUGGACAGGCGCUGGAGGAACAUCUGCGCCAUGUCCAUGGAACGGCGCAUGAAAAUUGAGGAGACAUGGCGCCUGUGGCAGAAAUUUCUAGAUGAUUAUUCCCGCUUUGAGGACUGGCUCAAGUCUGCUGAGAGGACAGCGGCCUGCCCCAAUUCCUCCGAGGUGUUGUACACUAGUGCCAAGGAAGAGCUGAAGAAGUUCGAGGCCUUCCAGCGGCAGAUUCAUGAGCGGCUCACUCAGCUGGAGCUCAUCAACAAGCAGUACCGGCGACUGGCUCGGGAGAACCGCACGGACACGGCCAGCAAGCUGAAGCAGAUGGCCCAUGAGGGCAACCAGCGCUGGGACAACCUGCAGCGGCGGGUCACAGCCAUCCUACGGAGACUCAGACAUUUCACCAACCAGAGGGAAGAGUUCGAGGGCACCAGGGAGAGCAUUCUGGUCUGGCUCACAGAGAUGGAUCUGCAGCUGACCAAUGUGGAGCACUUCUCAGAGAGUGAUGCUGAUGACAAGAUGCGCCAACUGAACGGCUUCCAACAGGAAAUCACACUAAACACCAACAAGAUCGACCAGCUCAUCGUGUUUGGGGAGCAGCUCAUUCAGAAGAGUGAGCCCCUGGAUGCAGUGCUGAUUGAAGAUGAGCUGGAGGAGCUCCAUCGGUACUGUCAGGAGGUAUUCGGCAGGGUCUCCCGAUUCCACCAGCGGCUGACUUCUCAUGUUCCGGGCCUGGAAGAUGAGAAAGAGGCAUCCGAGAAUGACACAGACAUGGAAGAUCCCAGAGACAUCCAGACUGACUCUUGGCGUAAAAGGGAAGAGAGUGAAGAGCCCUCAUCUCCCCAGUCUCUGUGUCACCUCGUGCCCCCAGCUCCGGGCCACGAACGGUCUGGCUGUGAAACCCCUGUCAGCGUGGACUCCAUCCCCCUCGAGUGGGACCACACAGGGGACGUGGGGGGCUCUUCCUCUCACGAAGAAGACGAAGAGGGCCCAUACUACAGUGCACUGUCAGAUGUAGAAAUCCCUGAAAAUCCUGAGGCAUAUCUUAAAAUGACCACAAAAUCUUUGAAAGCGUCUUCUGGUAAAUCCAUCUCUGAUGGCCACUCGUGGCAUGUUCCUGAUAGCCCUUCCUGUCCCAAGCUUCACUACAAACAAAUGGAAGGUGACAGAAAUGUACCACCCAUCCCUUCAGAUUCCAGUACCCCUUACAAGCCAGCCUAUGUAAAGCUACUAUUAAGUCCAGGCGCUGAUGGUGGCAAAGAAGGUUCAGAAGUCAUGAAUGGCACCCAUCAGCAGGAAGACGAGCCACUGGUGGCCUUACCAGGCCAGCAAUCAGGUGCUUUUGACAAAUGGGAGCUGGUAGAAUCACCAGAGCUACACAGUAAACUCAGAAUAAAACAAAACAUGCAGCAACUGAGCUCUGAUAUCAACAACAUCACUGCUUGGCUGGAAAAAAUCGAAGCAGAACUGGAAACUUUAACAAUGGCGAAGCCUCCCUCCACUAUCCAGGAAAUAGAACUCAGAGUGAAGAGGCUGCAGGAGUUGCUAAAAGCCUUUGACACCUACAAGGCAUUAAUGGUCUCUGUCAAUGUGAGCUGCAAGGAAUCUCUGCCACCUGAGAGCGCCGAAUCUACAGAGCUCCAAAGUAGGCUCCGUCAGCUGAGCCUGCGCUGGGAAGGGGCCCAAGGCACAGUGGACAGCUGGCGAAGGGACUUACGGCAGUCGCUCAUGCAGUGCCAGGACUUUCACCGUCUGAGUCAAAACCUGCUGCUGUGGCUAGAGAGUGCUGAGAAGCAGAGGCAGAAGGCUCAUGUCGCUGACCCCAAAGCAGAUCCCCAGGCCCUCCUGGACUGUCAGGAAGAACUGAUGCAACUAGAAAAGGAGCUGGUGGAGCAUCAGCCUCAAGUCGACUCCUUGCAGGAGAUUGCCUCCAGCCUGCUCAUCAAGGGACAAGGAGAAGACUAUAUUGAGGCAGAAGAGAAGGUUCACGUAAUCGAGAAGAAACUCAAGCAGUUACGUGAGCAAGUCACCCAAGAUUUAAUGUCCUUGCAAAGAAGCCAGAAUCCAGACCUGUCUCUGCCCGACUAUGAUGAGGUAGACUCAGGGGACCAGUCUCCAGCAGCUGUGCCACCUACCCAAGUGAAGCAGUUCAGAGCAGUGAGAACAGAAGAGGAGGAGACCCACAACAGGGUGAGGGCUUCCACUGGCCCUGGCAGUGCUCAGCCCCAACGCUCCUUUCUCUCACGGGUGAUCAGGGCAGCGUUGCCCUUGCAGCUCUUGCUGCUGCUGCUGCUGCUCCUGGCCUGCUUGUUGCCCGCCUCCGAAGAGGACUACAGCUGUACCCAGGCCAACAACUUCGCCCGCUCCUUCUACCCCAUGCUGCGGUACACCAACGGGCCACCCCCCACCUAGGCGGCUUCGCUGCCACCAUGCCACCACCACAUCAGCCCGUGACCCUCAACAUUGGCAAGGUCCAGGGACCUGCUAUGAACACAUCCCUCCAGAUUUUGCCAGGAGAGGCUCUUGGGGCCCAGAGCAACUUGAAAAGAACCAGGCCAGCGUCUUGGCAGAGCUUCUCGAUUGCCUGAGGGAAUUCUGGAAAGGACAGUUUCCAAGGAGCCAUGCACUUUGUGAAUUUUGACUUAUUUGUAAAACAGAAUUACUACCAUGUCUCUAAAACAGUGGUGUUCAGCACAUAAAAUGUGUUCAUUAAAUCAGCAAGCAGAUUCGGCAUAGAAAUGGUUCAGCGACUCCUGUGUAUGGAUCCUGAGCUGAUUGAAACGAGCAUAUUUUAAAUGUUCCGAAUUGGCUUUCCUCAGCAAUUUGGGAGGAAUCAUUAGCCAACAAGCAGACCUACUGGUCAUAAGCCAAAAUAGUCUGUUCAGCACAUAAGUUGGCUCUUUUAUAUUGCUUUAAAUUUUUAAAGAAAUUUUAUUGCAUGGAUUUGGUUAUUUGUGCAUAUUUUUUAAAUUGCUGAAUCUGUAUGAAUAAUGUAAACUUUGAUUUUUUUUAAGAAAAAUCAGAUUUUAGUCCGAGCUUUUGACUAAUGUACAGUAAAUGCCAAACUACAGACUUGAUAAGGAUUUUUUUAAGUUAAUUUUAUAAGACCUUUCACAUUUAAAGAGACACUUCAGGUUUGCUUGAACUAUUUUGGGGGUGGGGAAGAGUUAGUACAGAAACUUGAAGCUGUUUGUGGUAUGUACAACUCAAAUGUUUCUCAUUAAAAAAUAAAAUUAGCCAGACCGUUGUGUUG
Molecule: messenger RNA, 18473 nt
Organism: Perognathus longimembris pacificus (Pacific pocket mouse)
Lineage: Eukaryota; Metazoa; Chordata; Mammalia; Rodentia; Heteromyidae
Gene: Syne2
Product: spectrin repeat containing nuclear envelope protein 2
Exons: 93
Coding region: 137-17632 (5831 amino acids)
Cellular component (GO): membrane
Molecular function (GO): protein binding
Source: RefSeq, a predicted model, not a curated record